Messenger RNA from Saccostrea cuccullata (small rock oyster), 1800 nucleotides. RefSeq lists its product as uncharacterized. The transcript is spliced from 8 exons. Bases 4 to 1800 code for a protein of 598 amino acids. NCBI's taxonomy places the organism in Eukaryota, Metazoa, Mollusca, Bivalvia, Ostreida, Ostreidae. The record is from RefSeq and is a predicted model, not a curated record.
CAAAUGUCCCUGACUUCCUUGGUGGAUCGAGAGAACAUUUCGGAACAGCACACGGAGGAUGAAAGAGAGGAGGAACCAAAUGAGGACAACACAUCAACAGCCCCAGCAGAUGCCACAUUUCACAUUUCCUUGGGUUCCUUGAUUGAUCCAGAAGACAGACCUGUGAUUGAUCCAGAAGACAGACCUGUGGUGGAUCCAGAAGACAGACCUGUGAUUGAUCCAGAAGACAGACCUGUGGUGGAUCCAGAAGACAGACCUGUGGUGGAUCCAGAAGACAGACCUGUGAAUCAGCAAGAGGACCAGUCCUUUGUAGCGGACACAUCUUUUGCUGUUCCUGCUCCUGUAAACGAGGAUUCCAUUAGAGAAGAAAUCAUUGGUGACAUUCCAGAGGAGGAUGAGGCUGUGGUUGCUGAGUAUGCAGUGGUAGACGCAGGAACCAAACGGGGCAAGAGGAAACUGGUAGACAACCGUGGAUUCCAGUAUACUAUUAAGAAGCAGAGAGGAGAUGGCUCUAUCUACUGGAGAUGCAGCAAACGUGGGAAGGAGCAGCACUGUCCAGCCACAGUGAUUCAAAAAGGCGACACCUUCCAAGAAGGCCUUAAAAAUCACGUUCACCCUGCAGAGCCAGGAGUCCAUUUAGCCAUCAAAAUGAAAGCUGAGGUGAAGAAAAAGGCGGUGGAUAACAUAUUUACAGAGUCUGCACCCCGCAUUGUAGAAAAUGUCAUGAAUGCCGCUUCAGAUGUUGAUGCUCCCCCUGCCAGUCGUCCAAAGCCUGCCAACAUGACAAGGAUUGUCAACAGGGUUAGACAGAACCUGCGGCCUCAAGAUCCGAAGGAUUUAGAUUUUGAGCUUGACAUGGGCUUCCUGGAGCAUCAGAUGCCAGACUUCAGACAUGUUGAUGUCUAUGUUUCUGGCCGUCGACAUCUGCUGAUGUAUACGGACUACCAGCUGCAGCUCCUGGCUAAGGCCAAAACCUGGUAUCUGGACGCCACAUUCCGGGUUGUCAACAAACCUUGGUAUCAACUCUUCACCAUCCACUCCUUUAUCCGCAGUGGUGCUAACAUGAAGCAAAUCCCUCUGGCAUUUUGCUUCAUGUCUAGCAAAAGAAAGGCUGAUUAUUAUGAAGUUCUCAGGACAAUUGAUCAUCUCCUGCCAGACAACAUCAGUCUCCAUGGCUUUGUUGUUGAUUUUGAGGCAGCCAUUUGGAGGGCAGUGCAGGAGAGAUUUCCUGGAUAUGUUAUACAAGGCUGUGUGUUUCAUUGGACCCAGGCCGUGUACAGAAAGGCCCAAGAACUGGGUUUGCAGAGGGCUUACAACACAAGAGGAGAGGUGCACGAGUUUAUUCGUCAAGUGCUCGCCCUCCCUUUCUUGCCACCAGAGCACAAAGUCGAGACAUUCCACCAUUUAGAUCGGCAUGUACAGACGGACUUGCUCGAUUCCCUCAUGGAAUACGUGUGGCGCCAGUGGCUGAAUAACCCCACCUUCCCUGUUCGGAACUGGAGUGUGUUCAUGCUCGCCAUUCGCACCAACAAUAAUGUAGAGGGAUGGCACAACAGCAGAGUUGGUCAAAAAUGUCCUGUUCCCUUCUACUUGUUGCUGGUGGGAUUACACAAAGAGGCAAAACAGAUCCCCCUCCAAGCUAAGUUGAUCUCGGAAGGGAAGAUGGUGCUCAUCCAUAAGAAAAGGACAACAAAUAUAAACGGAAAGCUGUUUGCUGCAUGGAAGCAAUAUCCGGAGGGGGAAAUGACUAGCAGUCAGCUUUUGCGGCGUUGCGCCAAUGUGUAUGGACCCAGUGAUUAG